AUGACGAGUAAUUCAAUUCACCCAGAGUCUGUUGUGACAAAAUUUUAUCGAUGUGACGAAACCAAAUCUUUGGAUUCAAGUAUAUCUCAGCAAUCAAUUCGUAGCAUUCAUGAAGUUCUUUUCCAGAAAAGAAGCAGUUAUUCCUCUUCCAGAGGAAUUGCCAAUCACUGGAAAAUGAUAAUGAUUAUUUUGAUACCUGUAUUAUCUCUUAUUUCCCUCGCCACAAACAGUCUCUUAGAAGCGGCAAAAGUUAAAAGGGCCUCACUGGAGUCCAUUCAUGACGUCAAAGUUGCUCAUUUGUAUGCAAACUUGAUCCAAAUGUUACAAAGAGAAAGGGGAAUCUCCUCGAACUUUUUAAGCACUUAUGGAGAUAAGAACCCCUUGUAUGAUACGAUGAUGACAGCAAGGAAGAACACAGAUCAAGCCUUUAACAAAAUACCUCCGAAUCAUGAUGCAAUUUACAUGAAUGGGAUCCUCCACACCAUUUUAGAAGUACAUGAAAAUAUUAAUUUAUCCCGAAGGAAAAUUGAAAAUGGGUCAGAUUCUCUUGAAGAUCAUCUCAGUUUCUACACCGAGAUUAACAAUGGAUUAAUGAGCGUCAUGUUUGAUGAUAUUUACCUUUCAGAGGAGAAGAACUGUGUUUUGGACAUUGUGGCAUUUACAUCACUUGUAAGAUGGACAGAUAUCAUUGGCCUUUUGCGUGCUAGAAUAGCAUCCCAAUACGCAACAUGUGAUUUCACUUCAGAAUCAUUGCAGAAUUACAUGCUGCUGAGUGGCGAAGCAAUGGGUUAUAAAAAUAUUUUUACGCAUUACAGUCUAGAAAUUGAAACUGCAUUCUCAAUGGAAAAUCAAAGCACAGAAAAAUAUCUCGAGAAUGUCAGGAGAUUUGCUUGGUCUAAAUCAUUUCUGAACUCGUGUAAAACAAAAUCGAAGGCAGAACGCUUAUCAUUAAGUGUAACAUAUUUUCAAAACAUGACAAAAUUGAUCGAUUUCGCUUUUGAGACCCAGCAAUUGCAGUCCAAGGUCUUGACAAGAAAACUCUUUGAAAUAAGAAAAGAUGCCGAGUUCCAUUUCAACGUCUAUCUCACUGUCCUGGUCAUUAUAACCUUCGUUAGCAUCAUUUUAACAGUAUGGUAUAUACUAUGUAUCGAGAACAUGACGUUUAAGAUUGCCAAUAAUGCUAUUAUAAUCAGGGCUAAGUCACAAGAGUUGGCUGAAGAAAAAAUGGUAACAGAAAGACUCCAAUAUCAAAUGUUACCAACAAAAAUUGCCACAGCCUUAAAAGAAGCACGGACUAUCAUAUCUGAAAACUUUGAAGACGUGACCAUUUUCAUCAGCGACAUAGUGAAUUUUACAGAGCUUGGAACUAGAAGUUCAGCUAGAGAGAUAUUUGAUCUACUUAACACUUUAUACGGGUUAUUUGACAACAUGACUAAGACAUACGAGGUUCUAAAAAUAGAAACCAUGGGAGACUCUUACAUGGUAGCGAGUGGAGUACCUGAUCGAAUUGGCAAAGCGCAUGCGUCCAAAAUUUGCUCUUUUGCACUUGCCAUUCACAACGUUAUGAAAGGAUUCUAUGUUCCGAAAACAUUUAAAAGUCGUGAAUCAAUUCAAAUUCGCGUUGGAAUUCAUUCAGGUCCCUGUAUAGGCGGAGUGCUAGGCCUGAAAGUGCCCAGAUAUUGUUUGUUUGGACAAACAGUAAACACAGCAAUAACACUUAAAUCUAAAGGAAGAGGAGGAAAAAUCCAUUUAAGCGACAGUACGUACCAAUUUAUUAAAGAUUCCGGAUAUUUUACUGUUUUUGAAAGAGGGUUCGCAACAACCAAGGGAAAUGGAACUAUCAAGACUUACUGGCUGGAAUCAGCAUCAGAGAUGUGAAGGGCUGUACAUAUUAUGAAUACUGGAUCAAUUGUUAUCCUUCCUUUCUUCUUUUUUAAUUUUCAUAUAUA
Messenger RNA from Saccostrea cuccullata (small rock oyster), 1949 nucleotides. RefSeq lists its product as uncharacterized. The coding region runs from base 1 to 1878 and encodes 625 amino acids. Gene Ontology annotation, cellular component: plasma membrane. The transcript is spliced from 5 exons. NCBI's taxonomy places the organism in Eukaryota, Metazoa, Mollusca, Bivalvia, Ostreida, Ostreidae. The record is from RefSeq and is a predicted model, not a curated record. Gene Ontology annotation, molecular function: peptide receptor activity; guanylate cyclase activity; adenylate cyclase activity. Gene Ontology annotation, biological process: cGMP biosynthetic process; intracellular signal transduction; receptor guanylyl cyclase signaling pathway.